Messenger RNA from Epinephelus moara (kelp grouper), 1223 nucleotides. RefSeq names its product growth arrest and DNA damage-inducible protein GADD45 gamma-like. Gene Ontology annotation, cellular component: nucleus; cytoplasm. The record is from RefSeq and is a predicted model, not a curated record. The transcript is spliced from 3 exons. The coding region runs from base 57 to 479 and encodes 140 amino acids. NCBI's taxonomy places the organism in Eukaryota, Metazoa, Chordata, Actinopteri, Perciformes, Serranidae. Gene Ontology annotation, biological process: regulation of cell cycle.
CACUCUUCUUUGGACUUUCUGAUCACAUCAGCCAAACUGUAAGCUAAAGCAUCACCAUGCAGUCUCCUGGAAAAUCUCUGAAGGAAGCUCUGCUAUGUGCUCAGGGUGAAGAUCGACUCACUGUUGGAGUCUAUGAGAGCGCUAAAAUCAUGACUGAUGACCCGGACAGUGUGUCCUUCUGCGUCCUGGCCAUGGAUGAGGAGUUUGAGUGUGACAUCGCUCUGCAGAUCCACUUCACCCUCAUCCAGUCCUUCUGCUUCGACAACGACAUCAGCAUCGUCAGAGUGAGCGACAUGCAGCGUCUGGCUGAGAUUGUUGGUGACAAGGCGGAGCAGCUUGAAGAUGCCCACUGUGUCCUCAUCACGAACCCAGCUGAUGGGUCUUGGGAGGACCCUGCUCUGGAGAAGCUGCACCUGUUCUGUGAGGAGAGCCGCCGUCUGAACGACUGGGUUCCUGAGAUCAGCCUCCCCGAGCGUUGAUCUGGGCCUCGGCUCCUCUCUUGCUCAAAAGCUGUGAAGCUUCUUACCUGGAAAUACUCAUCCUGAUGAAGAGGAUGAGCCUGUUUCUGCUCAUCCCUGGACACUCCUGAGGAGGAUUCCCGUCCAGGCAGCACGGCGCCGGCCCGAGGGGCCUCCCCGUGAACCGUCGCCUCUUGUCCCGUCCAUGCCAAGAUGACUCUCAUUCUUUAUGUGAAUGAGGUCGGGUAUGCCACAAGAGCGACGCAUCGACCCUCAUUCUUUGUGCGGAUGAGGUUUGGAGAGGAAGGAGAUGCGAGUUGUGCCACAGAGCCAACGUCGCACGUUGAAAGCACGCGCAGCAGGAGAAGAAGCGGUGCUGAGGAAGAGGCGUUUUUGAAAAGGGACUUUUUGAAGACGUCCUCUUUGCUGAGCAACAUGACAACAGUUGCAAUCAGCGGAAAUGUUUCCCACUUUCCAGAAUUGUCUUAAUUCUCUAAAGGUUUCACUUUAGAAAUUUAACUGACAAAAAAUAUUCCUUAAAAAUAUUGGAAAAUACCAUCUAAAGGUUUCACUUUAGAUAGUUAACACUGAGAAAAAAAGUGCUAAAAUAAAAAGAAUAUAAGUACAUGAAUCUGAAAUAUGAAAGAAACUGAAUCUGUAGUACUUCCUGAGGGUUUCACCUCAGCUUUAUUGAUGUCUAAUGAUGUAUCUUGUUCACUGCCUAUCUGAAUUUUUAAAGCAUAGAAAUAAAAUCUUUGAAUUCAA